Nomascus leucogenys (northern white-cheeked gibbon) is the source of this 2056-nucleotide messenger RNA. RefSeq names its product PTOV1 extended AT-hook containing adaptor protein (gene PTOV1). The record is from RefSeq and is a predicted model, not a curated record. Gene Ontology annotation, cellular component: transcription regulator complex. The coding region runs from base 544 to 1872 and encodes 442 amino acids. The transcript has 13 exons. NCBI's taxonomy places the organism in Eukaryota, Metazoa, Chordata, Mammalia, Primates, Hylobatidae. Gene Ontology annotation, biological process: positive regulation of transcription by RNA polymerase II.
CAGAUUUUUUGUUGUUGUUUUUAAAGAAAAGGUAACAUUUGAGUAGUGACUGCGCCAAGCAGUCAAGCACAGCCCCUCGGACUUGAUCUCCAUAACCACUCUAGGGUUAGGUAUUACCCACGUUUAAGGAAAAAAAAUCGAGGAAAAAAUCUUAUACAACUACUAGUAAGUAGUCAUUUCAUUUUAGCAGAGCGAAUGAGCGAAUCCACGGAAGGCCGGGAAGCGACGUGAGUGGCGAGAAGCUUGGAGUCGCCAGGGACGGCGGGCGGAGCCUGGGCGCGGGGACUAAUGGGCGGAGCCUCCAGGGACCGCUGGCCCCGCCCAAGCCGCGCGGGGGCCGCUGGGAGUUGGAGUCCCCUGCCCACCUCGCCACGUCACCGCCUGCAAACCUUCAGCUCUCCCCCUCAGGCUCGGGUGUAAUCCGUACCCUCAGUGGGUUCCCUUUUAGUGGCUUCCCUUGUCCCCAGGCCCAUUAUUCUGUCCUUCACUCUUCCCUGAUGUAUUUUGGCGCGGUCUCCCGGCUCUGCGGGCCCAGGGCUCCGGAUGAGGUCUCCCGCCGUCCCGACUCCCGCAAGGGGCCAGUUGGGUGUCGCCUUCGUUCUUCUGCCACCCCGUUUGGUAGGGGCUCCCGUUCCCGCCACGCCCCGUGAAGUUGUGGCUCGCGCGUCUUCCCAGGACUCCCCCGCGCCGGAGAGGCCCGCAGGACCGCCGAGCCCACACUUCGCUCCCGCCCGGGCCCCGCUCCCCCGCGCCGCCUUGGUAUGCUCCGGCCACGCCCCCCGGACGUGCUUGGAAGGUGCUCGGGUCUUCGGGGCACUGGGUCCCAUCAGUCCCUCCUCACCUGGGCUCACCCUUGGGGGUCUGGCCGUGAGCGAGCACCGGCUCAGCAACAAGCUGCUGGCCUGGAGCGGCGUCCUCGAGUGGCAGGAGAAGCGCAGACCCUACUCUGACUCCACUGCAAAGCUGAAGCGGACCCUGCCUUGCCAAGCCUAUGUGAAUCAAGGCGAGAACCUGGAGACCGACCAGUGGCCACAGAAGCUGAUCAUGCAGCUGAUCCCGCAGCAGCUGCUGACCACCCUGGGCCCCCUGUUCCGGAACUCGCAGUUGGCACAGUUCCACUUCACCAACAGAGACUGCGACUCGCUCAAGGGGCUCUGCCGCAUCAUGGGCAACGGCUUCGCGGGCUGCAUGCUGUUCCCCCACAUCUCGCCCUGUGAGGUGCGCGUGCUCAUGCUCCUGUACUCGUCCAAGAAGAAGAUCUUCAUGGGCCUCAUCCCCUACGACCAGAGCGGCUUCGUCAGUGCCAUCCGGCAGGUCAUCACCACCCGCAAGCAGGCAGUGGGACCUGGUGGUGUCAACUCAGGCCCAGUCCAGAUCGUGAACAACAAGUUCCUGGCAUGGAGUGGCGUCAUGGAGUGGCAGGAGCCCAGGCCUGAGCCCAACAGUCGGUCCAAGAGGUGGCUGCCAUCCCACGUCUACGUGAACCAGGGGGAGAUCCUGAGGACCGAGCAGUGGCCAAGGAAGCUGUACAUGCAGCUCAUCCCGCAGCAACUGCUGACCACCCUGGUGCCGCUGUUCCGGAACUCGCGCCUGGUCCAGUUCCACUUCACCAAGGAUCUGGAGACACUGAAGAGCCUGUGCCGGAUCAUGGACAAUGGCUUCGCCGGCUGCGUGCACUUUUCCUACAAAGCAUCGUGUGAGAUCCGCGUGCUUAUGCUCCUGUACUCUUCGGAGAAGAAAAUCUUCAUCGGCCUCAUCCCCCACGACCAGGGCAACUUUGUCAACGGCAUCCGGCGUGUCAUUGCCAACCAGCAGCAGGUCCUGCAGCGGAACCUGGAGCAGGAGCAGCAGCAACGAGGGAUGGGGGGGUAGUGGCUACCCCGGGCUGGGCCCCUCCAGGAGUGACAGAUGAGGCCCCCGCAGAGACUGGUGACACACUUCUGAGCAGGGGCCCCUGGGGACUUCAACUGCCCAGCAACAUGGAGGAUGGUGUCCUGAGACCUCCAAGGACGGUCCCCACCCCUCUACGUUUCCCCAAUAAAGCCUUUUAAAAACC